Messenger RNA from Cannabis sativa, 1386 nucleotides. RefSeq lists its product as uncharacterized. Lineage: Eukaryota; Viridiplantae; Streptophyta; Magnoliopsida; Rosales; Cannabaceae. Bases 1 to 1386 code for a protein of 461 amino acids. The record is from RefSeq and is a predicted model, not a curated record. The transcript has a single exon.
AUGGAAUAUCUUUCAAGGAGAUUGCUAAAAGAAGCUUCGGAGAAGACAUUCAAAUUCCACCCUAUGUGCAAAAGUCUCCAGUUGAUUAGUCUGUGCUUUGCAGAUGACCUUAUUCUGUUUAGCAAGGGCACUGUUUUGGCGGCCCACCAUUUGAAGAUUGCCUUGGGUUGUUUUUCUGAAACUACAGGUUUAUUUCCUAACAAGGAUAAAUCUCUAGUGUAUUUUGGGGGUGUUAGUUUGCUUGAAAAAGAGAUGAUCUUGGAUGACUUACAAUUUAGUGAGGGCUCUUUUCCUCUCAAGUAUCUUGGGGUGCCCCUUAGACCAACUAAGUGGAGGCGGGAGGACUGUGAUGCUAUUAUAAAGAAGAUAAAAAUGCGGCUGGUCACUUGGGCAACAAAACACUUAUCUUAUGCGGGGCGUAUUCAACUUAUUCAUUCGGUGUUGUUUGGUCUUCGUAACUAUUGGAUGAGUAUUUUUAUCCUUCCGCAAAGUGUUAUAAAGGAGGUUGAGAGGCUUUGUAGGGGCUUUCUUUGGGGAGUUAAGGGGGACCGAAGUAAAAUUCAUUUGGCUUCUUGGGAUAAGGUUUGUCUUCCCAAGUCGUUUGGUGGUCUCGGGUUCAAGAAUGGUGCCUCUUGGAAUCGUUCUAUUCUUGGGAAGUUUGUUUGGGCUAUUAUGGAUAAGCAUGACAUUCUUUGGGUCAAAUGGGUCAACAAUAUCUAUCUGAAAGGUGCUGAUUUUUGGGAUUAUGAGCUGAGAGGGGAUGUAAGUUGGUAUUGGAGGAAACUUUGUCAUCUGAGAAAUCACUUCAGCAAGCCUAUGGUGACAGCAGCGGUUAGGAAAGGUAAAUAUGUUGCUGCAAGAUUGUAUUUGGGAUCAAUAACUCUGAAUAUUGAUAGUUUUUACAAUUCUAUAUGGUGUAAUUUUGCUCUGCCCAAGCAUAGAUUCAUCUUAUGGCAGGUGGUUCAUGGACACUUGUUAACUAGAGACAACUUUCACAAGUUUCACAUUGAUUUAGUCUCUACUCUCUGCCCAGUAUGUGGGAGCGAAGAGGAGAGUCACCAUCACCUUUUUUUCUCUUGUUGUGUCUCUAGGGAAGUGGUGAGGAGGAUUUUUGAUUGGUGUGGUAUUGCUGCUUGGUCGCUGGACUAUAAUAGGUGGCGUUGUUGGAUCUCUAACAGGAUUUCUGGUGUGGUUAAUGUGCUCUUUGCUGCCACUGUUUAUUUGAUUUGGAAAAAUAGGAAUUAUUGUGUGCAUAAUAGUAGUUGUUUAACCAUUUUGAAGAUUGUAAAUGAGAUUAAAGAUUUAGUCAAAUACAGGUUGUAUAGUCUAAAGAAUAGGAAGUUUUUUCAAGCUGAAAAAGGCAUGUUUUUACGCCUUAUGUUGUAG